Nipponia nippon (crested ibis) is the source of this 1692-nucleotide messenger RNA. NCBI's taxonomy places the organism in Eukaryota, Metazoa, Chordata, Aves, Pelecaniformes, Threskiornithidae. The record is from RefSeq and is a predicted model, not a curated record.
GGGCCCCCGCCGCCUCCCCCCGGCGCAGCCGGAGCCCCCCCCGGCCGCCCCUACAUCUGCAGCGAGUGCGGCAAAGCCUUCGGCCAGUGGUCGAAGCUGGAGCGUCACCGGCGCAGCCACACGGGCGAACGCCCCAACGCCUGCGGCGAGUGCGGCAAACGUUUCGCCCAGCGCUCCCACCUGGCCCAGCACCUCCGGACCCACACCGGCGAGCGGCCCUACAAGUGCGGCGACUGCGGCAAAGCUUUCGGCUGGAGCUCCAACCUGGCUCAGCACCGCCGCACCCACACCGGCGAGCGCCCCUACGCCUGCGCCGAAUGCGGCAAAGCCUUCAGCCAAAGCACCAACCUGGUGAAACACCAGCGUGCCCACGCCGGCGAGCGGCCCUACGCCUGCGGUCAGUGCCGGAAAGCGUUUUACCGUAGCUCUGACCUCCUCCAACACCAAGCCAGCCACUCCGGCGAACGACCCUACCGUUGCGGCCAGUGCGGCAAGAGCUUCGCCCAACGCGCCAACCUCCUCAAGCACGGCAAGACCCACGGCGGCGAGAAGCCCUUCCGCUGCGGCGAGUGCGGCAAAGGCUUCGUCCAAAGCUCGGAGCUCAUCCAGCACCAGCGCAGCCACAGCGGCGAGAAGCCCUUUGCCUGCGCCGAGUGCGGCAAACGCUUCGGCCACGGGGCCACCUUGGCCAAGCACCGACGGUUGCACUUGGGUUUGCAGCCGCACCGCUGCGGGGAGUGCGGGCGAGCCUUCGGGCUGCGCUCGGCGCUGGCGCGGCACCAACGGGCGCACGGGGAGGAGCGACCCUUCGCCUGCGGGGAGUGCGGGCAAGCCUUCGCCCUCCGCUCCAACCUGGCCCUGCACCGGCGGACGCAUGCCGGUGAGCGGCCCUACCGCUGCGGCGAGUGCGGCAAGGCAUUCGGCAUGAGCUCCACCCUGGUGCGGCACCAGCGCAUCCACACCGGGGAGAAACCCUACGGCUGCGGGGAGUGCGGCCGGGCUUUUGUCCGCAGCGCCCACCUGGAGCAGCACCGGCGGACCCACACCGGCGAGCGGCCCUACGCCCCCGGCGGCGCCCGCCGCUUCAGCCAGAGCUCCAACCUCAUCACCCACGAGCGGGUGCACCUGGAGGAGGCCCACGGGGCGGCGCAGGCGUUGGAGGCGCACCCGAAGACCAAGACGUUGGAGGUUCAACCAGGCUUGGAGACGUUGGAAGCUCAGCCAAGCUUGGAGAUGAUGGAGGGGCACCCAAAGACCAAGACAUUUGGGGUGCAACCAAGUUUGGAGGCGUUGGAGGUUCAACCAGGUUUGGAGGCGUUGGAGGGGCACCUAAAAACCAAGACGUUGGAGGUUCAACCAGGAUUGGAGAUGUUGGAGGAGCACCCAAAGACCACGAGAGUUGGGGUGCACCAAGGCUUGGAGAUGGAGGAGCACCCAAAGACCACGAGAGUUGGGGUGCACCAAGGCUUGGAGAUGGAGGAGCACCCAAAGACCACGAGAGUUGGGGUGCACCAGGCCUUGCAGACCGUGGCGGAGCACCCCAAGAGCCGGAGCCCCCAGGGGCACCCACGGCUGGGGGGAGGCCCCAUGGUGGAGGAGACCCCCGUGGGGGAGCACCCCGAGGUGCCAGACCCCCGAGGGGCGGAGCCUAUCCCGAAGACACCCCCCCCCUCGCACGACGCCAUUGGCUGA